This is a messenger RNA of Pyricularia grisea, 348 nucleotides long. RefSeq lists its product as uncharacterized. The record is from RefSeq and is a predicted model, not a curated record. NCBI's taxonomy places the organism in Eukaryota, Fungi, Ascomycota, Sordariomycetes, Magnaporthales, Pyriculariaceae. The transcript has a single exon. Bases 1 to 348 code for a protein of 115 amino acids.
AUGAAAAUUCCUACAUUCUUUUUAACAGCCGCUACGAUAGCAACUUUUAUGCCGAAUAAAGUUUUCGCAGGUUGCACAAACGACCUGAAACACUGCCAAAUCUCGCUCACAGCAACGAGUGAAGCUAGGCCGUCAUUUUGGGAUACCAGAUAUGCAAAUUAUGACGAAAAUGUGGAGAUAUCUGUUGGGGAAUACAAGUUUGUGAUUUAUGUGCAAGAGAAUUGUCACGGAAGCAAAAUCUCUGGGACUAUAUCCCCGCAUCACUUUGUUAUAUUAAGUCCUUUAUCUGGUGGAGGUCAACGUACUAUUAUCAACUCGGCAGGUGAAGCAAGGCUGGCUGACAUAUAG